AUGCGCCUAACUUCAGGCCUCCUCUUGGCCAGCGUCUCCAGUGCGUUUGGCCAGUUUACAAGGUUCACCAACUCCAGUACCUCUGCUGUUAAAAGCUCAACCUCUUCUACUUCUUAUUCUAUCCCUACUACUGCUACUACUACUGGGACCACCAACCGCCUUUCAAGCUCUAGCAGCACUAAGAGCACCAAUAUCAUCGUGAGCAUCAGUAGCUUCGAGACCACCACCAGCAUCGAGACCAGCACUACUACUUCCCCAUCAAACGUUGCAUCAUUUGAACUCGAUCUACGAAGCGCCGUAUUGGGCCCAGGUGCUUCGUUUUACCCGCCACCUGAUGGCGCCAGUAUCCUCAUGUCUCCCGUGGCCGCUGUCUCUACCCUCAAUCGGCGCCAGAUCCCUAAGCCCAUCAACUGGCCUUUCUCAAUCGCAACUGAUUACAAUACUUCGUAUGUCGAUUUUAAAACCAAGUUUGUUCCUGAGGUCGCUUCUGCUUUGGGUAUAGGAGCCCCGCGUAUCGCUAUCACAAAUGUCAUAUCCGUCACCGGAGGACGCAGAAAGCGGGCUGAGUCUGUCCCUUGUGUUUUUGAAAUCUUCGCCGAUGGUGAGGUUGUCCUUGCUGUCCCAAUAACUGGGAGCUCUGGCAAUUUGAUAAUAUCCACCAACCCUCUUCCCCCGAAGGAUGAAUUUGAUUUUGUAUUCCGACAAUCUUGUAACGGUGAAAAUGUUGAAUUACUCCUUCAGGGACUUGCUGUCAAGAAUGGUCAGGGUGCAGUCUCAACCCCUAUCCCUUCGAUUAACCUUGGUACCCCUACUGGUACUUCUAUAACCAAUAGUGUUAAAUUUACGACUAACUCCGAGGGGGAGACUAUCUUUCCUACUCAAACUACUCCUGCUACCAGUAGUAAGACUGCUACUACCCUGUCUAGUGGAGAGAUUGUCUUGACUACUGGGGCUGCUACUGGUACUAAUAGUGGAAGUUUUACGACCAAUUCAGAAGGCGAGACUAUCUUCCCUACUGAGAUUGCCACCGAGGUUAGCAGUGCAGAUGGUUCUACCAACUUGGAGGGCGGAACUACAGGAACGGCUACUGGUACCUCUCCUUCUGUAACUGCUACCUUGCCUGCUGGAUUUCCCGGUGAGGUCGGCGAUUUUACUCUCUUUGGAUGUGUUGCUUCUAGUGCUGGCUUCCCUACCUUUACUCUCGCUCAAUCUAACCCCGAGAUGGACCUGGAUAUUUGUGCUACUCUUUGUGCUGGUCGGACUUACUUUGGCGUAUAUGAUACUUCUUGUUACUGUGGUGAUGAGGUCGGUUCUGCUACUAGCCGGGUCCCCCUCGACCAGUGCGAUAUCGAGUGUCCUGGAGACAACACCCAGUUCUGUGGAGGUGAAUCUGACUCUAAGCUUCGGAUUCGCCAAGAUAUAUCCAGCAAUAUUCUUCUUACUAUCUACGUCGCUCUCGAGGCUGGCGUUACUCUUACCGAGUCUGUUACCCGAACAGCGACAGAUCAGAGGACCAUUGUCACUACUCUUACCACCACUGUCACUAAUGCUGGAGCUUCAAGCAUAGCUACCGAUGUUAUCACCGCCACACUGGUAUGCUCUGCCGGAAAGUGCCAUUCGACUAACUCUGCUACUGUCUACGUCAUGAUCGAAAUCAACGGCAGUGACUGUGACGGUCAAUGGGUCUAUAUCUCUGAACCGUGCUCCUGCGCUGGUGGUCAGAGGUAUAUUCCUAAAUUCUGUUCCGCAGGCAGCUGUGACAGUAUUACGGUUUACAAACCGCAGCAAUGCCCUGACUGGUAUAACUAUAACUCGUUCUUUGUGCCAACGGAUACAGGUUGCAGCACUUGCCCCAGUGGUAAGAUUGUAUAUCAGCCAUGGGAACAUUCUUGGGGUACCCCUGAUAAUUGCAAUGAUGCGGUACCUACUUGUGGCGGAUACGACUGCCCCUUUCAGCACAUCGUUGUUAGACCUAAUCAGGGGGUGAACUGGAAUGCGACUACUCCUCACGGGGCCUCUGGCGGAGGGUCCAAGUCUAGUUCUAAUAACGGUAACAGCGGCAACUCUCAGGGUGGCUCCAGUUCUGGUUCUAAUAACGGAGGUUCCAUCCCCGGUUCUAACAGAGAGUCUGGUGGUGGAUCUGAGACUAGCCCCAAUGGCACCCCUAAUGGUGGCUUAAAGGACAGUUCCGGUUCUGGUACGCAAGGAGAAUCUCAGAGCUUUAAUAUUCCUGGCGCCAAGGGAUCUUACCCUAGUACUGUUCCUGUUAUUAGCAGUGCUAGUGCUAAUGUCUUUAGGAUGAUUUCUCUUCUUGCUGUACUUGCAGCCCUUCUCUAG
Molecule: messenger RNA, 2337 nt
Organism: Fusarium tjaetaba
Lineage: Eukaryota; Fungi; Ascomycota; Sordariomycetes; Hypocreales; Nectriaceae
Exons: 3
Coding region: 1-2337 (778 amino acids)
Source: RefSeq, a predicted model, not a curated record